Molecule: messenger RNA, 4209 nt
Organism: Menidia menidia (Atlantic silverside)
Lineage: Eukaryota; Metazoa; Chordata; Actinopteri; Atheriniformes; Atherinopsidae
Source: the annotation of a GenBank genome assembly
AUGUCUCUUAGUGCUUCGUGUGAGUCGGUAGCUCAGAAAAGGACCCUGUCGAGCCUCCUCGCUGGUCGUGUGGUAAAGAAGCCAAAGCAGGGAGAUGGUGAGCAGCUGCACAAAGCAGCAAUCCAGCUGCUGGAGCAACAUCAGGACCUCCGCAGCCUCUUCAGGGAAGUGGGGAGUACGGAGUCAUGCAAUGCUCAGCAGCACCCUGAAAAUAAAGCGAGCCAACGGACUGACGGCAUCUCCUCUGAGUUUUCAGGCUCACUUAUGGCGUGUGAGCUGCGGCGUCAGGCCGCGCCGCUGGGCGUCUCGGUCACGGUGCUGUCUGCGAAGGUGGUGCUGGAGAGACUGAGGGAGAUCACAGAGGGACCUGAGGAGGGGGAGCAAAACGAGGGGGGAGAGAUGCUUUCGUCCCCACACAGAGUCCAGCUGUGUGCUCUGAUGGAGUCCAGCAGGGAGCUGCUGUCACAGGGAGCCCUCUGCCCCAAACUGCUCUGGCAGGAGUACAGGAGAGAGCAGAGCUUUCCCAAGCUGGAGGUGGUGUAUUUCCUCCACUUCUAUAAUAUCUUGACUCUGAAGUACAUUUUAGAGAGUGAUGAAGGAGUGCGAUCGUGGCUGGUGCCUCAGCUGAAGGCUCUGUGUGGCUGGAUUCCACCUCAGGGAGAAGAGGAGAGCGAACGAGCUCAGCAGAAAGUGUUGGAAACUGUGGUUGGCGUCUUGGUGGGGACGGGGUUCAAUCCCACGACUCCUCAUAGGAAGAUUUCUCUGCUCUGCUGUUCGAUUCUGGACGACAUGCUGUUCUGGCUUUUGGACACCGUGGACACUGUCCAGCCUGCUGCAACAGGACCUCUGCGAUGGAUUAGGGUGUUUGAUGCGUCCCUGUGUGGAGCUUCAGCAUCGCCAGAAGCCCUCCAGCGUUUCUUCACACACUCCUUAACGCAGACUCUCACCUACAAGCCGCGGCUCACAGUGUCGGAUGCGAUCAGCCAGCAGAUAGAAUGGACUUUUGCCAAAGCCAGCCGCUCACUGACGUCUCUCUUCCGUAAGCUGUCGGCGAGCUGUGAAGUGGAGCAGCUUCUGAGUCACCUGCAGCAGGUCCUGGAGACGCAUGAGGUCAACUGGAAACAUGUCCUGUGCUUCCUCUCCACUCUGCUGGUUUACUAUCUGUCCUCUCAGACCUGUCUAAGAGAACUGCUGUCCAGGCUGCUGAGCUCUGCUUUCGAAGACUACGACCUGGAGAACCUGAUAACUGCCUUCUUGUUGGCUCGUCAGGGUGCGCUGGAGGGUCCUGCCGUCUUUCCCUCCUACAUUGACUGGUUCAAGAUGUCCUUUGGUGGCGGAACUGGCUAUCAUGCAAGCAGUAAGAAAUCGCUGGUGUUCUUGCUGAAGUUCCUCUCUGAUCUGGUGCCCUUCGAGCCUUCCCAGUACCUAAAGGUUCACAUCCUGCAUCCUCCUUUUGUGCCCGUUAAACACCGGAGCCUCCUCACUGAGUAUGUGUCUCUGGCUAAGACCAGACUGGCUGACCUCAAGGAGUCAGUGGAGGACAUGGGCUUGUACGAGGAUGUUUCUGGUGCCGGUGGAUCAGUUCAGCCUCAGUGCCAGGCUGCACAGGACGUGGGAAAGGCUGUUUCUCUGUUCGAGAGCACCGGCAGAAUCUCUGCCACAGUCAUGGAGGCCAGAGCUGACAAGAUCCCUGGUGCACAGUAUUCAUCCUAUCUGGACUCCUGUCUCAAACAAAGGCAGCAGAAUAAGGGCGCUGUGUGUUUGGACAGUAACGAUGAUCCUCUGGAGGUCCUGAAGGUUCAGCUGCAGGAGUUCGCAGAGCUGCUCGUGGGUGGAGAUGAUGGAGAGAUGUUUGCCCAGCUGUCCAGGGUCUCACACACUCUGGGUGUCAUCUUCCCCGGGCGUCCCGACGAGCUGAUCUCAGAACUGGUCCUCACACUGAGCACAGAAACAUCUCCGUCCGCUGAGCUGCAUGGAAAAGUUGUUAACAUGAUCCUGAGACACUUCUGUCAGUGCCUGCUGAACGCCUCCCGUGCAAACCCUCCUAACAAACAAAGCCUGUGGGCCUCCAGAUAUGUCAGCAUGAUAUUUGGUAACAAACAGCUCCUCUCCAGUGUCAUGAACAGACUGUGGGACUUGUUUCACAACCAGGGGUCGGCACUGAGCGCUGCACAUCUACUUGGUUUGGCGGCGUUCGUGGUCCACCUGAACGCCCUCAUGGCCCAAGGUCCUCUGGUCCGGCUGGUUCCACCUUUUAGCCUGCAGCCAGUAACGUUUGGGGAAGCUCUCAGCUUGGCCCUGCGGUGCAACACGGGGGCCGACAUGCUCUUCUGCGUCAGGCUCUGUGUGGCAGCUGUGUGUUACGGCAUCUGCAUGAGGGACUCGCUACCUCCAGAAGAGCCGCAGGAGUUCAUCCCCAACAGCCUCUUUAAGAGGCUUCUGUACCUCGUCCCACGGCUCAUGCCAGAGGCCAGAAGGUCCCCCUCUGAUACUUGUGUGAGUGAACGUGAGGAGGAGGCCCUGCCCAGCUUGUGGAGCAGCGUCAUAGACAGCAGCUGGAGGAGGACAGCCUGGCUCCUUUGGAGACAUGCAGCCUUCCAACAGCUGGAGCAGAUGCCACAGCAUCAGCUGGGCUUCUCAGAAUGGCUGCAUAAUGAGCUCAGAGUGCAGAGGAGUGAAGACGCCCUGUCCGACGCACAACGGCAGGAGUACGAGCAGUGGGCGUGCAUGGAGCUCUACCUGACGCUUCCUGAGGAGCAGGGAGGCUGUGGAGGAGACGUAAAGAACCUGUGUUCCAAGCUGCUCAACGCCGUCAUUAGCGUGCAUUUAAGGGACCCCAGCAUGGAGGGAGAGUCACAAACAGGAACCUGCUACCCGGACAUCCUGUCCAGAUUACAGGAGCUUGUUUACGAGAUGCAGCUCACCAAAGUCGGCGGCGGCCGUGGAAACGGAGCUGAUCUCUGUGACUUCCUGUUUGAGGUGCUGUCUCAGAGAUGCUCCUCCACAGCCAGCGUCAGCGCCGAGCUCAGCCUACAGUGCACCAUACACACAUGGAACAGAGUGCUGCUGGCUCUUCCUGCUGUGUUGUUCAUCAAAGUAAAGGCUGAGGCAGGGAGGACGACUCUGGACUGCAGCAGGCUCACAGAACACGUCAACACUCAUCAGAGGAAGGCGUGCUCUCCAUCCGGCUUCCUGCCCUUCCACAUAACGGCCCACUUUCUGAAAGGUCUGUUUUGUGCCAGUGUGCAGUGCAGACACCCCGAAGAAGAAGUCAACAGAGUCUGGUCUCAGAUGGGUGUCUGCUGUCCUCUGCUGUUGGUCUCCACAGUGCACUGGUGGCGCCACCUGUCGCCUCUUCUGGUGUCGCUGUGGCGCCGUCUGCGUGAUGCGGAGGCUCUGCCAGAGCAGCUGCAGCUCCUGUCGGACUGUCACAACUGGGCCUGCAGUUUGGAGAAAGGCCAGCUGAUCCAGACGCCUCCGGCCGCAGCCCUCCUGCUGGCGGCCAGCCUGCACCGUGCCUGGCGAGAGCGGGAGGGCAACCAGCAGAGUUUCACCGCGGCCCUGAACUCACUGCGGCCAGAGAGAGACGCCAAGCACAGACAGGUGCUCGUGUUUCUGCUCUUCCUGUGUGUGAACGACUACCUUUCAGCACUUCUGUAUCCUCAGGAGGAUAUUCAUAAAAAUGCCAAAGAUUUCUGUGCUGACCUCCUGACUGUGCUGGUGGACGCAGCUGAUUGGCUGCUCAUCCUCAAGCCAAACGGUGCCGCUCAAACAGAACCCAGCUUGCUGCUGCAGCAAAGUGCUGAUCUGCUUCAGAGGACUGCAGGAUGUCCAGGGUUCCUCCACGCCGCCGUCGCCUGCUACACCUCGAUGCUGCAGCUCUUCCUGGAGGGACGCACGCCGUCUGCGGGUCUCCCUGAGAAGCAGGUGGACGUGAGCUCUGCGCUGAACCCGCACUUAAAGACGAACGAAGACAAACCAAACGCCCACCCUGAGCUGCCCGUCUGCCAGCUGGAGCCCGCCCACAUCCUGGGGCUCACCAAACGCUUCCUUCUGAGUUUGAUCUCUCAGACGUCUCCGGCUACACUCACCUCCGCCCAGCUGAGACAGCUGGAGGCACAGUGCGCAGAGCUGGACCCCGAGCUGGCUGCAGCCCUGUCGCUGCAUCUGGACCCCCCCAGCCUCAGCCCCGAGAUGGACUUCCUCUGA